Messenger RNA from Talaromyces proteolyticus, 1185 nucleotides. RefSeq lists its product as uncharacterized. The record is from RefSeq and is a predicted model, not a curated record. Bases 1 to 1185 code for a protein of 394 amino acids. Lineage: Eukaryota; Fungi; Ascomycota; Eurotiomycetes; Eurotiales; Trichocomaceae. The transcript has 2 exons.
AUGGCAGAAGCUAUUGGUGUGGCUUCUGGGCUGUUGGCUUUGGCCACUUUCGCCUUUGAUUCUAGCAUUUCGCUUUACGAGAUGGUUAAAAGCUUCCAAUAUCAUCCUAUGCAAGUACGCGAUUUGCUAGAAGAACUAGAAGCUUUAAUAACAGUAUUGGGACCGCUCACUGAGAUUGUUCAAAGUACAACUCAAGAUCUUACUAUACUCGAUCUUCCUCUGAAAAGAUGUGGAUGUGCUUGUAAAGAGUUUCAACUGGAAAUAACAAAAUAUCUAUCUCACUCUGGUAAAAACCGAUUAAGUUUUCGCGACUGGGCGAAAAUGAGAUAUAUGAGAGAUGAUAUUGAUGGGUUUCGACGACUACUUGCCGGAUACAAACUGACUAUUAGUAUCGCCCUUACGGAUGCUAAUCUUCGCAAGUCUUCUGUCACUGCCGAAGCCCUUGCAGCCCACAAAGACCUGAUCGAAACUGCAAGGGACGACCUCGAAGCUCUCCUUGGAAAAAUUGAUGAGAAGCUUGACUGUAUACUUGGACAAGCAGUGACUAAGUCAGACUCGGAUAUUUUAGACCUGCACCAGAUUCAAGAAGAGCGUUUAAGUACAGAGAAAUGUUUGCAAUUAUGCUUACACCUGUCACAGCAUAUCGCUCAGAUUCCGCUUAGUUCCCAAGAUAGUAACAGUUCUAAAUAUCUCGACUCAAACAAUUUGUCUGAAACAAUCACAAAAGAAAGCUUAGCUGUAACAGCUGCAAGAUUGGAAAAGCAUAUGCAAGAUAUCAUAGAUCGUCUAUUAAUCUCAUCAAAAAAGGAUCCAGGAUCUCAAGACGAUCUAGCAGAUUUGACUAGAUUACGUGAUGAGUGGGAGACAACUCGGCAAUGCAUAGAUGUCUGUUUAAAAGCAGAUAACUAUUUGAAGGAGAACAGUACUGUUACUAAGAACUAUGGCACUGAUGAUGCUCUGCAAUUUAUGGUUUCUACAAAUGGAAAGAUCUUACAUGGUAAAAAGCAGGGUUUCGGGUGGAGGACCAGGCAGAUUGGAGGCUAUCUUAAUGAUGCCUCGCUGCAACAACUGUGCCAGGAUAUGACUAGUCGUCACCUCAGUGUGGCUGAGAAAGAAGGCUCGUUAACUCAAGAUGAUCCUAAAUUUACCACUCCCGGUCAGAAACAGGCCGUACCGGCGGAAUAA